AACCCUGGAACUCAACCAUCGGUACCAAACAUCGCAGGCAGACCCAAACACACAGCACGCACCGUGAAUUUAAAAUGCCAACCCUCUACCGACACCUCACCACACAAACAAAUCCCCCUUGACUAUGAUACGAUCGUACAUCUUCUCCAUCCACUGCCCCCCUACCCACCAUAAUGAGUAACACGCAACCCACCUCAACCCAGGAGCGCGACUGCGCCAUCGCUCUCAUUCUCAUCGUGCUCUUCACCGCUUCUGUAGCGGGAUACUUCAUCCGGAGGCGUAUCCUCGCGCGUCAAGACGUAGACUGCGACCGCGAGGCCGCGAGAGCAAACGUGAGCGGCCAUGGACGUGGAGGCGUGGUAGCAAGAAGUGACUGCAGGUACACACGAUCGCGAUGGGGCAGUAGCACGGCAGACGAGCGUGCAGCGUACAGACAGCGGGUUGAAUGCAGGCAGCGUGCGGAUUCUGCUGCUACACUCGCGAAGCCAGGUGGCUCGGGACGACGAGGGAGUGCGAAGGAUGGCAAGGAGAAAGACAAAGACAGGGAGAGGAAGAGGGAGAGGGGUUCGAGGUCUGGUACCGGUGCUGCUACACCAUCUCACAUUCCGUCCUGGCCUGCGCGCCACGCCUCAUUCUCUACCAUCGUACCUUAUGAUACAUCACGCUUGUCGUCACCUCGUUCACACUCGUCAUCCGAGGACGGACCCCAUCCUCUGGCUUCGCAGGAAGAAAAUGAGGGGAUCAGGCACAGUGGGUUCAGAGAUGUGAUUUGGAGCAGCAAGAAGGAGCAUGGCGGGGGUAGACAAAAGGAAGGCGCGAAUGAGAGUUUGGAUCCUCUAGAGUUGGAUCCUUUAGAUUUGGACCAAGAGGGUGUAGAGAGCAUGGGCUAG
Dothidotthia symphoricarpi CBS 119687 is the source of this 890-nucleotide messenger RNA. RefSeq lists its product as uncharacterized. NCBI's taxonomy places the organism in Eukaryota, Fungi, Ascomycota, Dothideomycetes, Pleosporales, Dothidotthiaceae. The coding region runs from base 174 to 890 and encodes 238 amino acids. The record is from RefSeq and is a predicted model, not a curated record. The transcript has a single exon.